Molecule: messenger RNA, 1835 nt
Organism: Neofelis nebulosa (Clouded leopard)
Lineage: Eukaryota; Metazoa; Chordata; Mammalia; Carnivora; Felidae
Product: eukaryotic translation initiation factor 2 subunit 3
Exons: 12
Coding region: 61-1482 (473 amino acids)
Biological process (GO): positive regulation of translational fidelity; formation of translation preinitiation complex
Cellular component (GO): cytosol; eukaryotic translation initiation factor 2 complex
Molecular function (GO): GTPase activity; tRNA binding; GTP binding
Source: RefSeq, a predicted model, not a curated record
CCCUCACUAGGGGACCUCCGUUCGGUAAGCAGCCAGAGGCUCCACUUCCUUCCUCGGAGCAUGAUGGCUGGAGACGAGGUUGGAGUGACUCUGGGGCAGCCGCAUCUUUCUCGCCAGGAUCUCGCUACCUUGGAUGUUACCAAAUUGACCCCACUCUCACAGGAAGUUAUCAGCAGGCAAGCCACAAUUAACAUAGGUACAAUUGGUCAUGUUGCUCAUGGAAAAUCUACGGUUGUAAAAGCUAUUUCUGGAGUUCAUACAGUCAGAUUCAAAAAUGAAUUGGAAAGAAAUAUUACAAUUAAGCUUGGAUAUGCUAAUGCCAAGAUUUAUAAACUUGAUGAUGCAAGUUGUCCUCGGCCAGAAUGCUAUAGAUCCUGUGGAAGUAGUACACCUGAUGAGUUUCCUACAGACAUUCCUGGGACCAAAGGAAACUUCAGAUUAGUCAGACAUGUUUCCUUUGUUGACUGUCCUGGCCAUGAUAUUUUGAUGGCUACUAUGCUGAAUGGUGCAGCAGUAAUGGAUGCAGCUCUUCUGCUGAUAGCUGGUAAUGAAUCUUGUCCUCAACCUCAGACCUCUGAACAUCUGGCAGCCAUAGAAAUAAUGAAACUGAAACAUAUUUUGAUUCUGCAAAAUAAAAUUGAUUUGGUAAAGGAGAGUCAGGCUAAAGAACAGUAUGAACAGAUACUUGCAUUUGUACAAGGUACAGUAGCAGAAGGAGCUCCUAUUAUUCCAAUUUCUGCUCAACUGAAAUAUAAUAUUGAAGUUGUCUGUGAGUAUAUUGUAAAGAAAAUUCCAGUACCUCUAAGAGACUUUACUUCAGAACCUCGACUUAUUGUUAUUAGGUCUUUUGAUGUCAACAAACCUGGCUGUGAGGUUGAUGACCUUAAAGGUGGUGUGGCUGGUGGCAGUAUUUUAAAGGGUGUAUUAAAGGUGGGCCAAGAGAUAGAAGUCAGACCUGGCAUUGUUUCCAAAGAUAGUGAAGGAAAACUCAUGUGCAAACCAAUCUUUUCCAAAAUUGUAUCACUUUUUGCAGAACACAAUGAUCUUCAGUAUGCUGCUCCAGGGGGUCUUAUUGGAGUUGGAACAAAAAUUGACCCCACUUUGUGCCGGGCUGACAGAAUGGUAGGACAGGUGCUUGGUGCAGUUGGAGCUUUACCGGAGAUCUUCACAGAAUUGGAAAUCUCCUAUUUCCUACUAAGACGACUUCUAGGUGUACGCACAGAAGGAGACAAAAAAGCAGCAAAGGUGCAAAAGCUCUCUAAGAAUGAAGUGCUUAUGGUGAACAUAGGGUCCCUGUCAACAGGAGGAAGAGUUAGUGCAGUCAAGGCUGAUUUGGGUAAAAUAGUUCUCACUAAUCCUGUGUGCACAGAAGUAGGGGAAAAAAUUGCCCUUAGCCGAAGAGUUGAGAAACAUUGGCGUUUAAUUGGUUGGGGUCAAAUAAGAAGAGGAGUAACCAUUAAGCCAACAGUUGAAGAUGACUGAACAAUACUGGUUAAAUAAUACACAUGGAUAGAGUUGUAAUUUCUCUUAACAGCCUGGGGAUAUAAUUUCAAAGUGAUGUUGGUGAAUAUAUUCCAAAAUUCAUUACUUUAUUAGAAGCUGUAAGUUUAUUCUCAUCUUGUGAUGAAGGUUUAACUUCUAAAUAAUAGAGUCUACAAUAGAUGUCAAAAUUGUUAUACUGCUGGAUUUAAUACAUUUUAGCAGAAACUGAGUGUUGCUAAACAGUGUCAGAUUUAUACAUCAAUUCAUGUUUGAAAUGAAACAGCUACUAAAACCAAACUUUGCUAAAGAAUACUUAUCACUGAACCUGUUUAAAAUAAAGUUUUUUCUUCUUA